Molecule: messenger RNA, 1995 nt
Organism: Myripristis murdjan (pinecone soldierfish)
Lineage: Eukaryota; Metazoa; Chordata; Actinopteri; Holocentriformes; Holocentridae
Exons: 6
Coding region: 75-1286 (403 amino acids)
Biological process (GO): Golgi organization
Cellular component (GO): trans-Golgi network
Source: RefSeq, a predicted model, not a curated record
CACAGGAUGAGGAACAGGCAGGAUACACCGGCUCAUCAUCACAUGAAGCCAAGGCACAGGAGUGUGGUAGAAUAAUGAUGCUACAGGAGCAGAAUGAAGGUCUGCAAAACAGUUUGCUAAAGACAGCAGUAAGGAUGGAGUGUUUAGGAGAAGAAUUUAUGAGCAGCCAAAAGCUGCUAGAGACAGAGCUUCAGAGGACACGUGUGGACCUUAGCAACCUCAUGGAAAAGUUCAAAAGACUACAUGAUAACUAUUCCUCCACACAACAGACCAAUAAUCUUCUAGAGCAAAAGCUUCAUUCAGUGGCUCAGAGUAUGGAGGAGGAACGUGAGAGUUUGAACCAACGCAUUUCAGCACUAACAGAGCAGCUUGCAAAGACCAAAUUCACCACAAACAUGGAACCUCCUAAUGCAACAUCAGUGCUGCACAAAACUGUUGAUCAUCAUUUCCAGUCAGAUGAUGCCAUCAAUCAGUUUGUGCUCCCCAUUGCUCCGCCUCCAGCUCAGUUCAUGGAUGGUCUGAACUAUGAAAAGGUCAAAUCACUUGGGCAGGAGCAAUCUCUGGGUUCAGUUCCAGAGGAGGAGGAAUCUGACUGGUCAGAGAUGGGUGACGAAAUCCCACAAUUUAUACUGACAGGGUCGAAUAGAAGUCAUGCAAAAACUGUGACAUUUGCCACCUGGAGACACGAGGAGAGAGAAGGGGACGUAGACAGUGAGUCAGGGGGAGAGGAAAUCGUCAGACAAUACCCACCACGUUCACUGCAGAUACCUCAUCUCCAGUUCACCGUCCACAGUGACAUUUUACCAGUCCCUCUGACUAAUACUCUCCCUGUCGGUUUCAAAAACCUGUCUGACAGAAUGAUGGGUGACGGUGGUUACAGGGUCGCCGCAAGUCAAAAACUUGGUUCACCCAUCCUCAUCCGGUCAGCAAGCCUGGAGGAAAUUCCUCUGAAGCACCAGCACAUGCAGGAGGAGCUGCGAGGCAUGGAGGCCGUGAUGGACCUCCACCACGCAGAGGACGAAGCUAUCGAGGAUUCAGAUAAUGAGAUCAUUCAUCACUGGAGGGCGGGCAGUGACAGCGACGCAGCGAUGGGGAGACCUCCAGAAAGCAGAUCAUCAGAGUCAGAUCGCAGCCUGGCUGGCCUGCAGUCGGCCCAGAGGAUGCUUAACCACUUCAUAUGUGAACUGCAGCCCACUGAGGGAACCGGUCAAGACAGGGUUGAGGUGAAAGGCUGGACAGGAGGGCUUCCAGAGGCGGUGUUAAAAGGAGAGCGAACAGAGCUGUGACAGUAAAAUGUACGCAUGGUUCAAUGUUAAUGAUGUCACCAUUUUUCACCCAGGGAAGGUCAGCUGAGCCUCACUUUCACACACAUGCAAACACCUUCACACACCUGGGAGCUGCUCACAGUCUUGUGCUGCUGGACACUGAGCAGCUCCACUGCAACCAUUUGGCAGUCAAAUGUUUUGCUCAAGGACACUUCACUAGUGGUCUGGCACACCCCAUUACAGUUUAAGAUCAAACUGGCUGUGAUUGACAGACUGUCACUAAAUAACCCACGCUAAACAACACAUUGAGCUGCAUCACUAGUUUUUUGUAGCUGCAAGACAAUAAUCAGCAAACUGUUGUGAUGGUAUGUAACGUGUGUCAGUCAUACUCAGUUUAGUGGCCAGGCUGUUUUCUCAUGAAUAUAUGCAGCACACAUUUGCAGUUUAAACAAGGCUGAUAUGAACUAAGAACAACACAACCAUCCCUGAACGGCAGGGAUGGAAAAAUCAGUGGGCCCUGUACUGUAAAAUGAGUGGUAUAAAAUCCAAUGAAUAAAGUUAACAGAUCAGAGUUUAGUUUAGUUUUUUUUCUUGAUUUACAGUUAGUAAUGUAGUUGUAUAGUUGUACCAAGUUCUAAGUUGAAGAUUUUACCUUUAAAAGUUGAUAUUGGCAUUGAUUUCUCAAAAUGUAUAGUUAGGGUUAGAAAUCUGGCACUUGGUUGUUGUAGUU